UGGCUGAUUGGUUUGUUCAUUGUUGUUCUUGUUUGUACAUUGUUGUCAAACGGUCAAAGACAUAAAGCAUAGAUUAUUGUGAUGUCAACGACCGGCUCUGUGAAGUGUGAAUUGAUUGUGACAAGAUUUUAAAGUUCAACGGCGUUCUUCAAAAUGGGAAUAUUACGUAAGUUGUAUUCUAUUGCUUGCCUAAUAUUUUGUAUAACCGGUGCAUCGUUGGGUGAUCAAGAGCAAAAUAAUAUCGUAAUAGAAUCAUAUAACGAGCAAGUUUCUAAAAAAUAUUCGGCAAACUGGAAUGAUUUAGAUUCCCGACCCUUACCUGAAUGGUACGACAAAGCCAAAAUAGGCAUUUUCCUGCAUUGGGGCGUAUAUUCAGUUCCAAGCUUUGGAUCAGAAUGGUUUUGGAGUAACUGGAUAGGCGGUAAUAGUAAAUAUGUAAACUUUAUGAAAAAAAAUUAUCCUGGAUUUACUUAUCAGGAAUUUGCACCCAUGUUCAAAGCUGAAUUCUUUGAUCCUGAUGAGUGGGCAGCAUUAUUUAAUAAGGCUGGAGCUAAAUAUAUUGUACUUACAAGUAAACAUCAUGAGGGCUUCACAUUGUUCCCAUCCAAGCGAUCCUUCAGUUGGAAUUCAGUAGAUAUUGGCCCGAAGCGAGACCUUGUAGGAGAUCUAGCACAAGCUGUUAGAAAGCAAGGAAUGAAGUUUGGAGUAUACCACUCCCUCUACGAAUGGUACAACCCAAUAUACUUAGAAGAUAAGCGAACAUUGUUCUUAUCAAAGAAUUACCCACAAACAAAAUUGUGGCCGGACAUAAAGCAGCUAAUAAAUGACUACAAACCAUCUGUGCUGUGGUCAGAUGGGGACUGGGAAGCUUUAGAUGUGUAUUGGAACUCUACGGAUCUCCUUGCUUGGUUGUAUAAUGAUAGUCCAGUAAAAGAUGACAUAGUUGUAAAUGAUAGAUGGGGUAUUGGUAUACCAUGCCAUCAUGGAGAUUUUUAUAACUGUGCAGAUAGAUAUAAUCCAGGCAAGCUUCAAUCCCACAAGUGGGAAAAUGCAUUCACUGUGGACACAAAGUCAUGGGGCUUCAGACGCAACAUGGAUAUUCAAGAUAUUUUGACCAUAGAAAAAUUACUCCUAGAAGUUGUCUCUACUGUCAGCUGCGGAGGCAAUGCGUUAAUAAACGUUGGCCCAACUAAGGAAGGUACAAUUGCGCCGAUAUUUCAAGAGCGGCUGCUAGCGCUUGGCGAGUGGUUGGAGACUAACGGAGAGGCCAUCUAUGGCACCUCACCCUGGCUCCACCAGAACGACACGACAAAUGGUGAUGUGUGGUACACCUGCAACAAAGCAGAAUACGACGGACUGAACCCCACAUCGAUACCCACCAAGUCUGAUUCAGUUCUGGCAGUAUACGCAACAUUCUUCACAUGGCCAGAAAACAAUGUCCUGAAUAUUACAGAUACCACGACUUUUCUUCACGACGGUACUAUCGUUGCGACCUUGCUGGGCCAUGAAGGAGAAUUGCAGUGGAAAAUCGAGAAAGAUAGAACAUACAUUAAUCUCCCGAACAAGGCUGGAGUGAAAUCAAACUACGCCUGGUCUCUCAAAUUUGCCAAAUAAAUUAACAUACAUGAAACUUAUAUCAAAACAUACUCAAUAAUAAUUGUAUUUAAUUAUACUUUUAAUUGUUAGAUAUUGUAUUAUACUGGUAGAAAUUAAUAUGUUGCCUAAUGUAAUUGUUCAGUAAGAAUGAGUUGAUUCUUUUUUUUUUGAAGCAUUCUGCAGUUCACGUUAAUAGCCAUUGUAAAUUAUCGGUACAUGUCAGUAAAUUAUCUAAAUAUUCAACAUUUUAUUUAGGAUACAAUAAAUUAAUUUAAUGUCAACUCUAAAAUUGUCUAUUGUCUUUCCACGGAGUCGUUAGCUUCGGAGACGUAUUUCUCGACGCUUGCAGCAAGCUUCCUUACGAAACUUGGACAACUUGGAAACGGCAGCGAAUAUUGUUCACAUCAUAGGAAAUGCUACGAUUUGUACUCUUCUCUUUCCGAAUUCAUUCACAGCUCACAGUUGACUUAAAACGAAGACGGUAGUAAUAAGCAUAAAUAACGCCUUCGUCGAUUUAACAAAAUUGACACAGUUAACUUAAAACGUAGGCAAGCAGUACUUAGGACUCGUGGACACAGUUGAGUACGCCGGGCUGAAGAAGAUGCUUGGACAGUGAAAUACUAUUAUUUUUAAAUUUAUAUAUAUCUAAGCUUAUGGUUGCUCAGAGGGAAAUGGAAAGGGCUAUUUUCGAUGUUUCCCUGCGAAAUCGAAUCAGAAAUGAGGAGAACCAAAGGUAUCGACAUAGCCCAAGAUGGUUGCGAAACUGAAGUGGCAGUGGGCAGGGCACCAAACUCGACGGACAGAUGGCCGUUGUGGCAGUAACGUCUCGAAUGGCGACCACGGUGGUCCAAGAUGGUCCGACGAUCUGGUCAAGAUCGACGGAACACGUUGGAGGGCAGCGCAGGAUUGAUCGUCGUGGAAAUCUUUGGAGGAGACCUUUGUCCAGCAGUGGACGUCUUCCAGUUGAUGAUGAUGAAAAUGAUAAUAUACAUAUAGCAUACGACCAAUUGUGAUGUAUAAAACAAUUGUAAUUGUAAUCAACUUAUUUUUUAAAUAAAACUGUGUUUAAUGUUGAA
Leptidea sinapis is the source of this 2672-nucleotide messenger RNA. RefSeq names its product tissue alpha-L-fucosidase (gene Fuca). Gene Ontology annotation, biological process: glycoside catabolic process; fucose metabolic process. NCBI's taxonomy places the organism in Eukaryota, Metazoa, Arthropoda, Insecta, Lepidoptera, Pieridae. The coding region runs from base 154 to 1614 and encodes 486 amino acids. Gene Ontology annotation, cellular component: lysosome. Gene Ontology annotation, molecular function: alpha-L-fucosidase activity. The record is from RefSeq and is a predicted model, not a curated record. The transcript is spliced from 6 exons.